UCUACUAGUAGGUGCCUCUUUUGCAAGACCUUUCAAGCCGAUGUCACCACUAUGACUCAGUUUGAGGAGGUUCUGGACAAAGUGAGGCUGGUUCUGACCAUGUCCUCUCCCGCUGAGGUCCAGGAUCUACUGGGGGCUUUGGUGGAGGAGGGGAUCAUCUCAGAAGCCUACAGCAAGAGCCUGAGUCUGCAUCGACUUACUGAUGGGAUCGCAGCAGAUUCAGCAUGUACACCGGGAUGUGAUUUUCAGGGACCCAACUCCUACCUUCACCUCAACCAAGAAGAUCACAGCCUAGUGAGUAAAUGUGGGUCCACAUUUGAGACGGUUUUGUCAAUGGAUGAACAGAACAGCACAGAAUACAAUCCACAAAUUAAUCACCUACAUGAAUAUCAAAUUAUUCACAGCAAUAUUCAGGAAUUGAUGGACAAGCACUACCUCAAUCAAACGCUGCUUUCUACAACAGCAAUAUCUGACUACAACUGCACCCUCACAUUGAGUGAUGAAGAAGCAGAACUGCUAAGAAGUGCAGAACUAAUGCAGAAGCCUGAAAGUGAUAAUGAAAGAAUACUUGAGGGGAUUUUGGAGGAUGGGGAGGAGUGGUUAGGGCAGGUAGACGAGGCAGCUCGGAGAAUAGCUGUCCCUCUGUGGCAGCACUGGGACAGAGGAGGGAGGAUGUUAUCAGCCCUGGUUCCUUGUAUAACUGGCUGUUCAACAAGUGAAAACAAGUCAACAGAGAGCGCAGCACAAUGCUUUGCCUCGGAUAUGGACGGGGAAACGGAGCUUGCAGCUGCUCUGAGGGCAAUUGACGAGUGCGCUGGGACGUUUCCAGACGGCUUCCCACUGGAUGCAGAGGGAGCUUCUGUCGCACCACAAGGCCUUCAUUUCUCUCAACUCAGCAACUGGGAAACUUCUGAUGAUUCUGAUAUAUUUGGAGCAGCAGGAAGCUCCUCAUCUGUUAAGGCCUGUGCAGCAACAGACGCAAACAACAACAUCACAGACAAGCUGGAAGGCCACCUGGAUGCUUACUGGUCAGCUGAGAGGGCCACCAACGCAGCAGAUGACCUGUUUUCUUUGACUGAAGACGCACAAUACAAUGCAAAUUCUGGCCUCACACAAGACACUUCUACACAUUUUCUCUCUUCAUGCACACCUGAAGAAACUCAAACUAUCAGGCAAGAUUACUCACUUUAUUUAAACACAGAUUGCUGCAUGGCAGUAGGGGUGACAGAUGAGCUUGAAAAUGCUUCCACGACUGGAUUUGGUGCAACAACGUGCAGUGGAGAUGGAAUUACAGACAUCCAUGAGAAGAUGGAUUCACACUGGGAUGCCAGGAUGCAGGAAGUAGAUCACUUCCCCUUUAACCCCUCUGAAUUUGGAGAUCUACCAGAUGAUUUAACUGAAUAUCUGAAUAUUGACUUCCUCGAUACGGAAAAGCUUUUUGAUGAUCCUUGGUUGAACUGUGCGGAUGACUACUGCAGUGACAUUCAGAAGGCGGCCGAGGUGCCUAGCCAGGAAAGCCAACCGCAGAGAAACCAACAAACAGACAAACAAACCAAAAACAGCAGAAAGAGAAAGAGAGUUCCCCAGCCACUGUGCACCACUGAAAACACCAAAAGAAAAAGGCCGAAAGUAGCAGGUCAACCAAAAACCAAAGAGGUACAGGCUGAGCCGACAUCUGUCAUUCCAGAAACCGAUGUGGGAUCAGCGCCAAAUCCAACAGAUUCUUUAAGUGGCCUCUCCACCACUCCACCACCAAGAAUCGUCCAUCUCUAUCCCUCCAAUUCAGCGCCUCCCUUCCCCAUUCAGAUCAUCACCAUCCCAGACGCUGCAGGCUAUCAGGUGGUCCAGCUGUCUCCUCCUCCUCCUGUUAUUAGGCUUCCACUCUCCAACACGGCUACUGCACCUACAUACAUAUUUGUUCCUGCUACCUCACCACCAUGCAAACGUCGGCUGCCACCACUCUCUCCAGUGGGUGGUGCAGUGGCACCAGUCCAAAUGAGUUCAUCCCCGAUAGGUUCUCUGUCAGACAGUGCUAGCAAAGCCAUGUGUCCUCCCUGUGCAUCACCUCUUUCCCCCAGUACUGAGAUGUCCCAGUGUAAGGAAUCGCCUCCUCCUCAGUCUCCCACUGUCCCUGAUAUUCCACAAGGCGUAAAUGACUACAUUCAGGAAGCCAAAGCCCACAUGAGUCAAGUCUGCCAGGAUAUGGAAACGGGUAUCAGCCUGACCUCGCAUUACGUAGAUGUACAAGUGAGCCAAAGAGAGGUUCUUCGUUCUGGCAAAAACACAAACAAGUGCCUGGAAAAGGAGCUGGUUAUCAUGGGAGAUACAGAUCGGCAAAAAAGCUUGCUGGGACAGAGUCAGAUCUUUGGAGGCUCAAAUGACAAAGCCAAACGCUACAUUUUGCUACUUGGCAACGCUGGCAUGGGAAAAACUACUCUGAUUAAGAAGCUGUGUCUUGACUGGUCCAAAGACUGUAUCCCGCAGUUUGAUUUUGUCUUCUUAUUGGACGGCAAACAACUCUCUUUAACGGAGCCCACCUUCAGCCUUCAGACACUCCUACUCAACCUGUCCUCCUAUGCUCCUUCCUGCAUGGACCCAGAGGCAGUGUUCGCUCAAAUCCUUGCAGCCCCUAAACGUGUCCUCAUCAUUUUUGACGGGUUUAAUGAGUUGCGAGACUAUGAAAUGCUACUCCAGACUCAAGAAAAAGACUUGGUGACAUCCCUGCUGAAAGAUAAUAAGGCACAGACCUUCACAGUAAAGCAGUUAUACUCUGCCAUCCUUCAGAGGGUUCUCCUUCCAGGCUGCACUCUUCUACUCUCCACCCGCCCCAGAGGCUCUGGCCUCCAGGUACUUCGGCGCACAGACAGUCUCCUGGAGAUGUGUGGCUUCACUUCAACAAAUGUAGAGACAUAUCUGACCCAGUACUUCACUGAUCCUGCCCUCAGAACAUCUGCUCUGGACUGUUUGAAAAGCAGCAGCUACCUCCAUCUCCUGUGCUGGAACCCUGGUCUGUGUCGGCUGAUGUGCUUGGUUUUGGAACAGUGUGCAAGUUUGGAGGUCCUACCAAGAACUUUAACUGGGCUCUGUCAUCAAGUGCUUUGUCUGAAAAUGGAAAAAGAGAGGAAGAACCCAUGUGCUGAAGCUCAAACACAAACACCAGAGCAACCCGUACAAGAUGAGACCCAAAUCUUAAAUAGCUGUCAAGUGAAGAAGUGUGACGGAAGCAAUCAGAAAAAGUCCAGAAAACAGCAGCACACUUCCUCUGGCAGCCGAAGAUCAAUGAGGACAAAAAAGACCCAGGUAGACGAAAUGGAUGAGGAGAUGAAGAAUGAUGUUGAGGGAGUAGAUAGAACACAAGAAGGAGAGUUGCUGUCCCAGCUGAGUUCUUUGGCCUGGGAAGGGGUCAAAUCAAACUCUUCCAUCCUUCCAACAGGACGAGCUGUGCCCAGUAAACUCAAGGCAUUUGGCCUUAGGAUGGGACUCGUUCUCUCGCAUCACCUCAAGAAAAGGCCAUUAGUCUCAAAUGGUGAGAAUGAGGGAGGAGGAAGAGGAGACAAACAUGAGAUGGGAGAAGUAAAGGAAAACAGUGGGAGGACAGACACUGAUGUUGAUGAUGACCUCAUUCUGUUGUGGGCGAACCCUUUUCUUCAGAGUUACAUGGCAGCGGUCCAUUUGUCUUUGUCAAGAACUGUGACAGAGCGGACCUUUCUCCAGACCCUCCCUUUCCAGUCAGGUGGUAAGGGCCGGCGGCGGCCUCAAAGGGAGGAGCUCGAGCUCACUCAGCGAUUUGUCGUCGGCCUCCUGUUCCACAACAGGACAGAACUGCAGAAGCUUCACUUACACUCAGAGAGAACCCUCAAAGAUGUGGUGGUCACCAAGCAGGCUUCAGUAAUGAAACACCUGGAAGGUCUCUCCUACAGUGACCUGAGCUCCUCCCAGGUUCUAGAGGCCUGCCAUUGUGUUUAUGAAGCAAGUCACACGAGUGAUGAAAGUAGCAGAAACACUGGCAACACACGACUGUUGACUCACCUGGCAGUGAAUCUUCCGGAGUUCUUGACAUUUCAGGGAGUUCCACUUAGUCCGCCAGAUGUGUUCACGGUACAAAACGCUGUUAAACGAGGUGGAACUGAAGGUAGAAGCUUCUGUUUGGAUCUGGAGGACUCUGGGAUACAGAUCUGUGGACUCAGAGCUCUGGUGGGCCUCAACAACAUCAACACAUACAGAGCAUGCAUUGCUGACGUCGUUGCCCUCUGGGAGCAGCUGGAGCAGGCUGGUGAAACGGAGCUCCUACAAGGCGCAGUGUCCACGUUUAAGAUCCAUCCUCUGAAAGCCACACAGGUGUGUCACAUUGAGCACCUGGAAAAGCUGGUGAAGAUACACGUGCAGAAGAGGCUCUCAGACAGUUCCAGCCAAUCAGAGUCUAUCCUGGCAGAGGGGGUGCCUGCCGUCAAAGAGCUGCACAAGCUGGAAUUUGAGCUCGGUCCAGAGAGGGGUCCCCUGGCUCUUCCUAAGCUAUGGGAGCUCCUGCCAGGGCUACCCAACCUACAGCACUUGGAUCUAGAGGACUGUAAGAUCGGGGACAAAGAAGCAGAGAACCUGGCUAAUGCAUUAGCUUCCCUCUGUUCCCUGGAGAAACUAAAUCUGUCACAGAACUGCGUAGGAGACCAAGGCGUCAAGAAACUGACAGCCACACUGAAGGAUCUGCCCAAACUGCACUGUUUAAGUCUUUACAGCAAUGUGAUUUCUGAUGAAGGGGCAGAGAGUUUAGCAGCUGCCCUCCCACACAUGGCCUCCCUCACUGAUCUUGAUGUGAGUUACAACAAGCUAACAGAUGCUGGAGUGGAGAGUUUGGGAGCCAGUUUGAGAAACUGCAAUGAAAUGAAGACUUUGAGGAUGUGGAACCAGUGUAUUCCAUACGGAGUUUAUGAGAGGCUUCAGCAUCAGGACAGUCGGAUUAAAUUGAAUUAGAAUACCAUAAAACCUCUUUUCUGCAUGCUUAUGAACUUAUUUUAGCAUGUAUCCCAAGCAUACUGGAUGCGUUUACACCACACAAUGCAUUUUCCAAAACAUGUAUGCAUAUGAGAAACUGACAAUCAGGGAGUAUUAAGAUUGCACUACAACAAAAAAAAGCUUAUUUGCAGCUUUAUCUGUUUCUGAGACUGUAAUUGAUACAUGUGCAGCAAACUAUAUUUCAUCUAUGCCUAGGUGUGUGGGGGCACUUUGUACAAAUUCAAUCAGCAAAUUUGCACCAUUUGUUUAAUGUUUAAGCACAAUCUGUUCCUGUUGUACAUAGAUAUCUGUUAUUACCUGAAAGGUCCUUUAUUCUGUAUUCAAAUUCUUUGGAACAAAAACAGUAUUUUUUGUUUGCACUUUCUGUGUCUGUAAACUACAUAUGUUUGUCUAUUUUCUUGAGUUCAUCAGUUUAAUAAAAACUCCAUUUCACUUC
Acanthochromis polyacanthus (spiny chromis) is the source of this 5446-nucleotide messenger RNA. RefSeq names its product class II, major histocompatibility complex, transactivator (gene ciita). The coding region runs from base 52 to 4968 and encodes 1638 amino acids. Gene Ontology annotation, molecular function: protein binding. The record is from RefSeq and is a predicted model, not a curated record. The transcript is spliced from 22 exons. NCBI's taxonomy places the organism in Eukaryota, Metazoa, Chordata, Actinopteri, Pomacentridae. Gene Ontology annotation, biological process: positive regulation of MHC class II biosynthetic process; positive regulation of transcription by RNA polymerase II; inflammatory response.